ACACUCACAAACACACUUUUCUGGGAGACAAAUCUGCGUUUUCAGUGUCAAUGGGGGAUUCUAUUGAUAAUGGCGGCAGUAGAUUUCUGAACCCUUGGUUUCUUCAUUUUCAGAAACUGGGUCUCGAGCUCAAAUGCCCUCUCUGCUUAAACUUGCUUGCCAAACCAAUGUUACUCUCCUGCAAUCACAUUUUCUGCAAUUCCUGCAUACCCAGCUCAACACAGCUUAAAUCAGAGUGCCCUGUCUGUAAAGCUCACUAUUUUAACAAAGACUUAAGGCCUGUGCCUUUCAUGGAUAAUCUAGUAACGAUAUAUAGGGGUUUGGAGGCUACUUUCUGUGCCAAUCUGUUUCAGCGUGUGCCUGCAGAUUCCAGGAAGGUUUUGGAGCAAUUCCAGGCUUCCCUUUAUGCUGGUAAUUGUAGUAAGGAACCAUCUGACAUUGUCCAGCGGGAUGAAUCAUGCAGUGGACGGUUAAUCUUUCCAUUAUUGGCUACCAAGCAAGAUCAAAUUCCAUUGAAUUUGAAUAAUUCUGUUGAAAAUGGGUUUGGUAUGAAUGACAAAUUUGAGAAGUACAGUACUCCCAUAGAAGGUAAAGGUGGUAGGGAAGGAGUCAAAUUUAACGAUGCAUUGAAUACGAAUCCACUACCAUUGAGUUCACAAAUGGAGCCUGAGAGCCUUGGAGAGCAAAAGGUUUUGGAAAUAGAAAUGAAUCAGGUGUCUCAGUCAUUACCAGAUACCCCUCCUUCGUUUGGUGAUACUAAGGGCUCAGAUGAUGAAAGCUUUUAUCGGGGCAGUGUGAAUAGUCCAGAAAACUCUUUGAUCAAUAGAGCAUCCAACAAACAUUCUGACGGCAGGACUAGGCAGUUGAGGCAUGACAGUUCUGCGUCUGAAACCGAAGAUGGUUAUUUGAGGGAUAUCAAGAGACAAAAGAAAUUAACCUAUGAACCAUCAGGGUUGAGGAUUGAAAGACAUGAUUGUAUUCCACCAGUCUCACAUUCUGAGAUCCUUAUGAUACCUAAUUCUGAAUUGGAACUUGAAUCUAGGGUGCCUCCUGUUGCUGCACAGCAGCCUUUAGUUUUGGAUGCCUCAUAUAUAAGUAAUAGCAUUUGUGCAUUUUGCCAGUCCCCUGCAAUCUCCAAGAAUACUGGCCCAAUUUUGCAUUAUGCUAAUGGGAAAAUGGUAGUAGGAGAUGAGGCAAGCCUUUCAAAUGUCAUACAUGUCCACAGGCUGUGUGUUGAUUGGGCACCGCAGGUGUAUUUUGUUAAUGAAACUGUUAAGAAUCUGAAGGCAGAAGUGGCAAGAGGUUCAAAGAUCAAGUGCAGCAAAUGUGGACGAAAGGGAGCAGCCCUGGGCUGCUAUGAUAAAUCCUGUCGGAAAAGCUAUCAUGUUCCCUGUGCAGUGGAAAUGCCAGAUUGUCGCUGGGAUCAUGAGAACUUUCUCAUGCUCUGUCCUGCUCAUACUUCAAUCAAAUUUCCAAAUGAGAAAUCUCAAUCUGGAAAACAUGUUUUUAAGGAUAAUCUGGUGCCAAAUCAGAGAGUCCCUCCGCAGCCUAUACUUUGGGUAGCUCCUAGGGAUGGAGCCAAAGAAUGGGUUAUAUGUGGAUCUGCUCUAUCUACUGAAGAGAAGGUUCUUGUGCUCAAGUUUGCAAGCAUGUGUGGUGCAACUGUCACCAAGUAUUGGAAACCAAAUGUCACACACGUGAUUGCGGCCACAGAUGCACAGGGUGCAUGUACCAGGACGCUUAAAGUUCUCAUGGCCAUUUUGAAUGGGAGAUGGAUCCUUAAAAUUGGCUGGGUAAAGGCUUGUAUGGAAGCAAUGCACCCCGUGGAUGAAGAACCUUAUGAAAUUGACCUGGACAACCAUGGGAGUUGCAAUGGCCCCAAAAAUGGCAGGCUUAUGGGCUUGGAUAAUGCACCAAAGCUCUUUAAUGGGUUGAAGUUCUAUUUUGUUGGUGAUUUUGUGCCUGGAUACAAGGAAGAUCUGCAAAACUUGGUUACAACUGCAGGAGGUACUGUUUUGAAAAGUAAAGAAGAAGUGGUGACACAAAGAUGUGAUGAUCAGGUAGUUCUGUCAAGGAUACGAGUUGUUUACAACCUUGAUUCCCCACAAGGAUGCAAGGUAGGAGAAGAAGUUGAUAUUCUUUGGAAGAGGUUGACUGAGGCACAGGAUGUGGCGGCUGACAUAGGAUGCCAAGUCAUCGGUCACACUUGGCUUUUGGAAUCAAUUGCUGCAUGCAAGUUGCAGCCUCUUGUCAACUGAGAAAGCAUUUGUGAUCAGAUAUGUUCUUGUUACCAUUAGUUGGGGAUCAUAAUAUGUUUAUCAUGCAUGCUUAAAGCCCUCAUCAUGUAUAUGAUUAAGCCAAGCUAUAAAAUUAGAUAGUCCUGUUUCUUUUUUUCCGCUUAGGAUCAGUUUAUUUGUGUAGGUUGCAGCCUUUCUUUAGCUGAUAAAGCUUUUGUGAUGCAGAUAUUUAAAGUUUCUGCAUUGUAGUUAGCUGCCGAUGUCAUAAUGUUUGUAAUAGAUUCGUUUCCUAUCAUUUCUUUUGAGAAAAAAAAAAAGAUUCUUUUGAUCUGAUUUUAUUUU
Molecule: messenger RNA, 2579 nt
Organism: Juglans regia (Persian walnut)
Lineage: Eukaryota; Viridiplantae; Streptophyta; Magnoliopsida; Fagales; Juglandaceae
Product: BRCA1-associated RING domain protein 1
Exons: 13
Coding region: 51-2258 (735 amino acids)
Biological process (GO): negative regulation of fatty acid biosynthetic process; double-strand break repair via homologous recombination; positive regulation of transcription by RNA polymerase II
Cellular component (GO): BRCA1-A complex; BRCA1-BARD1 complex; plasma membrane
Molecular function (GO): ubiquitin-protein transferase activity
Source: RefSeq, a predicted model, not a curated record